Messenger RNA from Sardina pilchardus (European sardine), 623 nucleotides. RefSeq names its product baculoviral IAP repeat containing 5b (gene birc5b). The record is from RefSeq and is a predicted model, not a curated record. Lineage: Eukaryota; Metazoa; Chordata; Actinopteri; Clupeiformes; Clupeidae. Bases 22 to 504 code for a protein of 160 amino acids. The transcript has 4 exons.
CCUAAUGAAUCAGCUGAUAUAAUGGCAUUGGCUAUACAUUUCAUGGCGCUUACCUUAGCAUUAAGUUCAGACAUGGACAAUACCGAGUUAAUGAUUUCGCGAUUUCACGCUUUUGAUCAAAUGUACAGUUACGAAAAACGGUUACAGACUUUCUCCGACUGGCCAUUUCGAGAGGAUUGCUUGUGCACUCCAGAGCAGAUGGCCAAAGCUGGAUUUGUCCAUUGUCCAAGCGAGAACGAGCCUGACGUGGCCUGCUGCUUCUUCUGCCUGAGGGAGUUGGAAGGAUGGGAGCCACAGGAUGACCCCAGGGCUGAACACAUCAAGCGAACGCCUAACUGCCCCUUCCUGCUGAUGCAGAAGGACCACAGUGAAAUGACCUUGGCUGACUAUCUGAAUCUUAGCAAGGAGCGACUCAGCCUUUUCAUUACAAAGCUGUCCCACAUGAGGAUGGCACACUUUCGUGACUGUGUGGAUACGGCAAAGAAAAACAUUCAGAAAAUGUAAUUUUAAUAUUCUUGUUCUUGUUUGUGAAUUGUUAUUGUAUGUUCUUACUAAUAGUUGCAUCAAUUAAAAAUGAACGCUUUUGUAAUAAAUGGCCCUUGUAGUGUUAACUGAGCACAUCA